CUGUGCAGGCACAGACAGAGAGCGGCUGCAGCUGGGUGAGGGAGUCUCUCCGGAGCACAGGGACCGCAGCAGCGCAUCCUGAGUACCAGCACUCUGCCUCUCAUGAGCUGGGAAAGUGAGGCUCUGCCACCAGCCGCUCUGCAGUAUGUGGAUGCGCUCCAUACAUAGGAGAGAGCUGUGACCGGACCUGAGCUGGGGGCUACUCUGCAAUAUAUGGAUUAUACUCCUGCCCUUCAUACCGCGGAGCUGUGACCGGACCUGAGCUGGGAUAGUGCUCUGCAAUACAGUAUAUGGAUUAUAACUCUGCUCCUGCCCUCCAUACCCCAGAGCUGUGACUGGACCUGAGCUGGGAUAGUGCUCUGCAAUACAGUAUAUGGAUUAUAACUCUGCUCCUGCCCUCCAUACCCCAGAGCUGUGACUGGACCUGAGCUGGGAUAGUGCUCUGCAAUACAGUAUAUGGAUUAUAACUCUGCUUCUGCCUCCCAUACCCCAGAGCUGUGACUGGACCUGAGCUGGGAUAGUGCUCUGCAAUACAGUAUAUGGAUUAUAACUCUGCUUCUGCCUCCCAUACCCCAGAGCUGUGACUGGACCUGAGCUGGGAUAGUGCUCUGCAAUACAGUAUAUGGAUUAUAACUCUGCUCCUGCCCUCCAUACCCCAGAGCUGUGACUGGACCUGAGCUGGGAUAGUGCUCUGCAAUACAGUAUAUGGAUUAUAACUCUGCUUCUGCCUCCCAUACCCCGGAGCUGUGACUGGACCUGAGCUGGGAUAGUGCUCUGCAAUACACUAUAUAGAUUAUAACUCUGCUCCUGCCCUCCAUACCCCAGAGCUGUGACUGGACCUGAGCUGGGAUAGUGCUCUGCAAUACAGUAUAUGGAUUAUAACUCUGCUUCUGCCUCCCAUACCCCAGAGCUGUGACCGGACCUGAGCUGGGAUAGUGCUCUGCAAUACAGUAUAUGGAUUAUAACCCUGCUUCUGCCUCCCAUACCCCAGAGCUGUGACAGGUCCUGAGCUGGGAUAGUGCUCUGCAAUACAGUAUAUGGAUUAUUAUAACCCUGCUCUUGCCAUCCAUACCCCGGAGCUGUGACCGGACCUGAGCUGGGAUAGUGCUCUGCAAUACAGUAUAUGGAUUAUAGUCUUGCUUCUGUUCUCCAUAACCCGGAGCUGUGACCGGACCUGAUUUGGGACAGUGCUCUGCAAUACAGUAUAUGGAUUAUAGCCCUGCUCCUGCCCUCCAUACCCCGGAGCUGUGACCUGACCUGAGCCAGGAUGGAGAGCGAGGAGGAGUGGAAGAUCUCGGUCUGGCUGUGCGAGGAAGAGAAGCUGGUUUCGGGGCUGACCAGGCGUACGACUUGCGCAGAUGUGGUGAAGGUGCUGCUGGAGGACCACAACCAGACGCAAGCUGCAGAGGGCUCCAUGCUGCUAGGGCCACCCCACUGCUACUGCAUAGUGGAAAAGUGGAGGGGCUUCGAGAGGAUACUCCCCAACAAAACCAAGAUACUGAGGCUGUGGACAGCAUGGGGUGAGGAGCAGGAGAAUGUCAGGUUUGUGCUGGUGAGGAGCGAAGCAUCUCUGCCCAAUGUAGGUCCCCGAAGCGCUGAAGCCAAGGUGGUCCUCAGCAAGGAAAGCCCCUGCCUGUUCAAGGAAGCCACCAAGGCAACUAUAGCUAUGACCAAGGAGAAACAGCGCAGGGUUGUUAGAAAGGCCUUCAGAAAGCUGGCCAGGAUGAACAAGAAGAGUCAAGAGACUUUAUCCAAAGACUCCAGCGCUGUAGAGAAGAUGGAAACUCUGGUACAUCUGGUCCUUUCCCAAGACCACACCAUCCGCCAGCAGGUGCAGAGAAUUUAUGACCUGGACAGGGAUAUAGAAAGGUAUGAGGCUAAAAUACAUUUUGACAGGAUGAAAAGACAUGGGGUUAAUUAUGUCCAAGACACAUAUUUGGUCGGGGUACUUCCAGAUAAGGACUGUGACAGCAAUCCAGAAGGAAAAGUUUCCCAAGAAGAACUAUUUGUAGACAUUGAGGACUAUGCUGAGAAAUGUGAGGGGAUCUUGUUGCUCCAAGAUCAAAUCACCCAACAAGAGACCCUUAUUGAACAGAUUACCACCCAUAUUCAAGAGGAGUUGAAUAAAAGGUGGAUGGACCGGCGCCAGGAGGAGCUGUCUGCAAAGGACCAUGACCCUUCCACCACUACUGGUGGAGACCACGGCGAAUGUGAAAGUGAAUUGCUCUUUGAGCAGGAACAGGUCAAAACAGAGCUCAGUACCAGUCUCUACAUAGGACUGAGGUUGAACACAGACCUGGAGGCUAUCAGGGCUGAUUUGGAUUACACCCAAGACGUGUGGAGUGAAAAGGAGAGAGAAUUACAAAGUCUCUUGGAUAGUUUGGGUGCCCUAGAACUGUCAGAGAAACAGGACGUUGCUAAGGAGCUCAGCCCAAGUUGCUCACAGGUUGUAGAAACAACCUCUGUAGACAGCCCAGGAGUUUGGGUCAAAAAGGAUGGGGGGAGAUGUACAAACUGUGAGGGCAAUGACGAGGAUUCAGACACAGGACUGAGUUCAAUGCACAGUCAGGACUCUGACUCCACACCAGUCUGUGAAUCCUUGGUAUAGUGGACAUGACUAGGAGACCACACUCAGGGUGCACAGAAAGAGAGAUGCUCAGUCACUCCUGCUGUAGAAAGAUCUCCCUCCAUAUCUUAAUUAGCAGAUUGUAAUCACAAAGUGAACUUUUCAGUCCCUUUUUGCACACAGGCCGGGCAAGCACACGUAACUCCUGGAAUGCUGUACAUAGAAUGUAAGGUUUAUUUUCUACCUAAUGUAAAGUUUCUAUAAUGUUGCACACAACACACGCAGGGACAUUACGUGGGCUCUGACAGCCCUAGAAACAAUGGCUAUUGUAUGACAUUUAUUUUUAUUUUAAAAUAAAUAUUUGCUAAGUAUCCAUUUAA
Molecule: messenger RNA, 2946 nt
Organism: Pseudophryne corroboree (corroboree frog)
Lineage: Eukaryota; Metazoa; Chordata; Amphibia; Anura; Myobatrachidae
Gene: RASSF10
Product: Ras association domain family member 10
Exons: 1
Coding region: 1268-2608 (446 amino acids)
Biological process (GO): signal transduction
Source: RefSeq, a predicted model, not a curated record